AUGUCUCCAGGUGUCUCUGUGCUGCUGAUGUCUGGACUCUCUGCUGAUUCUCCAGUGUCUCUGGACAUCAGUCCAAACCUUCAGCAGUUCUUCUCUGGAGAUUCUUCAGUGUCUCUGAGAUGCUCUGAAGAUGGACGGACAGCUGAAGGAUGGACGGUGAAGAGGACCACAGAAGGAUCCACUGAGGUCGGUGGAGACGCUGGUUCUGGUCCCUCCUGUGUUCUGGACCUUUCUGUGGAUCCUGGUGGAUCUUUCUGGUGUGAAACAUCUUCUGGAACCAGGAGCUAUAAUGUCAGCAUCAUUGUGUUAGAUAAAGGUCUCAUCCUGGAGAUCCCUGCUCUUCCUGUCAAAGCAGGAAGUGAUGUCACUCUGCGCUGCAGACGGCGAAGCGGUGACAUCACCUCAGCAUUCUUCUUCAUUGACAGCCGUCGCCUGGGAUCUGGAGCAGAACACGUCCUCAGGGAGGUCCAGCAGGCGGAUGAAGGCUCCUACUGGUGUUCUACUGACAGGUUUGGAAGAUCUCCUCACAGCUUCCUGAGGGUCAGAGAUCCUCCUCUUCCUCGCAUCAUCACAGCGCCUCCUCUGGUCUCGGUUAAACCGGGUCCAGCAGGUUCUCCUCCUCCUCCUCCUCCUCCUUCCUCUUCUUCUGCUUCUCCUCCUCCUCCUCCUCCUCUCUCCUGUGCUUCAGUCCUGCGUCUCCUCUGCCACCUGCUGGUCAUCUGUCCGUACUGCGUCUGCAGUGUCCUGCUGCUGCUGAUGUGCUGCAGCAGGAACUCAGGACACCAACCUGAUGUCUCCAUGGAGACCGGGCAGCCCGCAGAGCUGGAGGACGUCACCACGGAGCAGGAACUCUGAUGCAGGACCAGAACCAGAGUCAGAGGUUCUGGAUCAGGAUGGUUCUGAUCCAGUCGGUGAAGCUUAGAAGGUCACAUCAGGGUUAGAUGUAUGAAGAUAGAUUGGUUCUGAAGGUCCCUCCUUUACAGCGAGGUCCAUCAUCAUGUUGAUGGGACUCAUCCACUUUCACACUCUGAACAUUUCUUUUGAUAAUCCCUGAAUUAUUUAUUGAAAAUUAAAUAUUCACUUUGAUAUUAAGGCAGGAAAUAACCUGAGCUUAAUAUUUUCUAUU
This is a messenger RNA of Cyprinodon variegatus (sheepshead minnow), 1126 nucleotides long. RefSeq lists its product as uncharacterized. Gene Ontology annotation, biological process: cell surface receptor signaling pathway. The coding region runs from base 1 to 855 and encodes 284 amino acids. The transcript has 5 exons. Gene Ontology annotation, molecular function: transmembrane signaling receptor activity. Lineage: Eukaryota; Metazoa; Chordata; Actinopteri; Cyprinodontiformes; Cyprinodontidae. The record is from RefSeq and is a predicted model, not a curated record.